Molecule: messenger RNA, 1404 nt
Organism: Seminavis robusta
Lineage: Eukaryota; Bacillariophyta; Bacillariophyceae; Naviculales; Naviculaceae
Source: the annotation of a GenBank genome assembly
AGUAGAUAAGACGAGAUGCAAAGAUCUUAUUACUCCAGCUAGACGAUGAUGAUUGUGGAUAUUGUAACGGGUGCAACUCAAGGCAUUGGCAAGGCAGUGGCCGAAUACAUUGCCAUGCAGAGAAGCGAGAGUCUAUCAAAUGUUGCUACUCAGAAGAAUCAGAAUCAUUAUGCACUGGUGCUGGUGGGUCGCAACGAGGAUCGUGGAACUCAAGUCCGGGAUUUUCUGCGCUCUUCGACCCAACAGCUCCAAGUUCAUUUUGCAUCGUGUGACUUGAGCGAAUGGAUGCAAGUGCAAGAGUUGCCUAGCCGCGUAGCAUCCUUAGUUCUGGGCGAUACAGACAAUACUGAUGAGCUGUUCCAAGUGGGUAUCUUGGUGAACAACGCUGCCGAGUGCCCUCCGCAGCAACGAUUUGUGGACCGGAUGCGACGACAAAGGGACGGCAACAACAUUGCAAUGGAAAAAGUAGACAAACAGUUUGCUUCCAAUGUAUUGGGAUACCAUUUUAUGAUUCGGGCCUUUCAAGACUACUACUAUGCCGUACACCAGGAAGGGAAUGCGACGACUACUCAUAUCGUCAAUGUAGCCAGCACUUGGGCGGGAUGCCUCGAUUUGACGGACAUUUCCUUUCAGCGGCGUGGGUACAGUAUGACAAUGAUGAUGCCUAUCGACAAUCCAAGCAAUGCAAUCGAAUGCUCAGCCGAUUCUGGAGCCAACGAUUAUUGGAGCAAGGAGUUUGGGUCAACGCGUGUCAUCCAGGAGAUCCAUGUACGACCUUGAGCAAGGAUUUGGGAUACAACCUACACGCAUCCGCUCCCAACACCAACCAAAUCCUUCGGGAUUCUCCCUUUCCACUGUUGUGUGGACUACUAGACAACAACGAACAACAUGAGCUCCAAACGACGGGAGGAUGGUUUCUGGGUACUGGCACCAAACCAUCCCGCUGUGGAUUUGACCGACUCACCAAGGAAACGCAAGAACUCUUUGAUUUGUGCGAGAGCUUUUGCGUUUGACAUGAAUUCUUUCUCCAUUUUUUAAAAACACUAGCUAGCAAGUUCUUCAAUGUCCCUUGCUCCACUGUGCUGUUAUUAUUGCAGGGCCAGUGGGGAGAUUGCAAACAUUCAAAGGCGGCUGCUGGUAGUUACUACCUUGAUAGACUGCUCACAACCCACAAACGCAUCAUGGACACUCUCAAAAUCAAGGAAUCAUCACCAGUUUAUGGCACUGGGACUGGUCCUUUGGUGUCGCCCUCAAUACAGUUUACUGUACCUACCAGCUGCUUCUCUGGUCGAGACUCGACUCAUUUAUCCAAACAAGCUUACAGCACAGGCAAGCCAACAGAAGAUACAGUAGAGUCUUGACUACACCACAGCAAAACUAUUGAACAACACAUCUAACUCUCUC